AUGGCUGAUAGCGCGCAGAAGGCGUUCGAUGAAAAACGAUAUGUCGACUCGGUCAAAUUGUUCAACGUGUUCAUGAAGGAUCAUCCCAAACGGACCACCCCCGACCACUUCCUACUCCGAUCUACUGCUCUCCUUCGACUGGGCAAAAAAGAGGCUGCUCUGAGAGACGCAGACCGAGCAACUCGUCUAGCAUACGCUCAGAAGAGCAAUGAGGCGCUUGGAAAGGCGCAGAUGAGACGAGCAGUCACCUAUGUGUCUCUCGGAGACAAUGCUGCUGCCAAAAAAUGUGUGGACUUUGCAGAGACUGCCAACCCCGAAGAGCGCACUAUCCCUGUAUGGAAGGCCAAGAUUGGCAUGAGCAGCGGUUCCAACGAGGCGUCCGACGUGCCCCAGAUUCCCGACAUUGACAUCUCCUACGUUUGGAAGGGACCCACAGACGUACCCGUGAAACAUGAGGUCAAGCCUGAGGUCAAGAAGACCGAGGCCACUGCUACGACCAACGACACCAACAAUGAGACUCAGACACCAAAGCCUUCUGUCAAGCCUGCUGCCACUCAAGAGACUCCCUUCAAGGUCCCUACUUCUGAGUUCAAGUUUGAGCCCAAACCAGAUGUCAAGUCUGAUCCUAUGCCUGCUCCUAUGGAUGAUUCUAAAUCCACCGCGUCUUCUCGGUCCGAUGAAGCCAACACCUCUUCAAUUUCAUUUAAUGGCCCCAAGGAAGACCUCCGCACAGACUUCUUCCAAUCCAACGAAAAAAUCACAGUGUCGAUUUACAGAAAAAACACACCAAAGGAUGCAAAGUGCGACAUCCAGCCUACAUCCAUUUCGAUCAUCUGCUCAAUGUACAGUUGGAGCACCCAGUUGUAUGCCCCCAUUGUGCCCUCUGAGUCCUCCGUGCAGAUUUACGGAACCAAAGUUGAUUUCACUUUGAUGAAGAAGACACCCGCAAAAUGGCCCACCGUCAGUGGAAACGCAUCUCUCAAUGAUGAUUCGGAAACCCCUAUAAAGUCUCCUAGCAGCACCACAAAAUCUGGACCUUCUCAGAUCACUAACAUCGACUUCUUCCAAACCCCUACACAUAUCAACGCCUAUCUCUACAUGCCCAAUCUUGUCGAGUACGAGCCUGCAGUGAUUGGCACACCCUCAAGCUUUACGGUCACAUUUACUAACAACAACGAUCCCAAAAAUUCGUUUGUAAAGACUGUCUUUCUGCAUGGGCUCAUCGAGCCUGAGCUGCUGCAGUUCAAGGUGUACCCCACGAAGCUAGAGGUCCAGAUGCGAAAGAAGACGUCUGGAAAUUGGCCUUCUUUGGAAAAGGGGGUUUCCAACACCUCUUCUUCGGCCAUUGCUCCUCCCACAACAAAAGAUUGGUCCAAGAUUCAGAUUGAAGACGACUCAGAUGACGAUCUGAACUCUGAAAACCCAGACGACUUUUUCAAGGCUCUUUAUGCUGAUGCAGACGACGACACGCGACGUGCUAUGAUGAAAAGUUUCGUUGAGUCUGGAGGCACGUCGCUGAGUACGGAUUGGGACAAGGUGGAGAAGGGAGAGCAUAGCUAG
Yarrowia lipolytica CLIB122 is the source of this 1560-nucleotide messenger RNA. RefSeq lists its product as uncharacterized. NCBI's taxonomy places the organism in Eukaryota, Fungi, Ascomycota, Dipodascomycetes, Dipodascales. The record is from RefSeq and is a predicted model, not a curated record. Gene Ontology annotation, molecular function: protein-folding chaperone binding.